AUGGAGAUUAAGCUAGAUGUUCUCGUGUCUACGUGUAUCAAGCAAAGAAAACCAUGGCCUCGCAUCUCAUGGAUUGGACAGGAAAAAGAGGCUGUUUUUCUUCUAGAUGAUAAACAUAUAAAUGAAAUUAACCUGGCAUCAGGGAAGACAAAGAAGAAAAUCCCUAGACUGCAGUCAUUGUUGAAAAACGUAGUUGUUUUAACAACAUCAAACAAUGAUCGGGACUGCUUGAUAGUUGUGCCAGCGAUCGAAGAGUCUAGGAAAGUAGUUGCAGCAGCACAAGAGUGUUUAAUGAGAUUGUACUUGUAUGUAUCUGGAGAUGGCAGAAGGGCACUAUUGACUACGCCUACAGCAUGUGUCUUUUUGUGGGAGAGCACAGAACAUGAAAACACAUCCUCUUACAAAAAUUCUUCUUCCGGGCGUUGGACGCAAAUUUUGCCUGAUGAGUCAGUCAUGUUGCCGUCUACUGAAGAAAAAGAAAUUGGAGUGCAUGCUGCUUUCAUACAAAAUGAGAUACUGGGUGAUUGCUGUUUGUGUUCUUUUGUGUUUUACUGUGGAGAAUGUUUGGUGCUCACCUUUUUGAUUCUUCGAUGGCAUGAAAAUAGCUUUAAAUAUGUUAGUUCUUUGCCAUACCAGAUCCACUGGGUACAGCAGACUUGUUCUCUUGUUAAUUUGAUUCCUCAGUGUGUGUCUGUAAAGUCAAGAGGAGCUUUGCUGUGUGCAUUUGCAAGAGAUGGACUUCUGAUAGCAGUAGCUGUUAAUCAAACUGAUCCAAAGGCAACUCAGAUUUUGUUUUUGAACACAUUGAAUUUUGUAACUGUUUCGGGUAGCCUUAAAGGUUGUAGCAGCAAGAAUAGCAUGGUCCCAUCCAAGUUUAUCAGAUCUUACUGGGUUGGUGAUAUGAGUUGGACUCCUGAUAGCCUUUUCUUGGCUUGCAUGUUAAAACGUGGAUCUUUGAUUUUAUUGACAUGUAUGGGUGAAUUGCUGACCUUGAUUACUUCUGGCUGCUCUAUAGAAUUUGGCCCAGCGGAGUUUAUUCCAUUUCAUCCACUAAUAACAUAUAGACAGCAGCACUCUCUUUGUCGAGACUCUGGUCAGUCUCUUGGUUCUUCAGCUUCUGAAAGUGACCUUAUGAGGCAGAGAUUCUCUGUCACUUCACAUUCAAGAUUACCUUACCUCAUUGUCUCUGAUGGAUACAUGGUAACGGUGCUUAGACUUCCUAACAACCUUUCACCAUCAGGAUUUAUAAGAUCCCUUUUACUUGAUUCAACUCAAAGGCUUGAAAAUAUCCGUCGGAAUUUGUUGAACUCCAAGUCUAAAGGAAGACCUCUGUGUUUACGAUCACUGUUGUCUUUAAAGGCUAGUCUUCUAAAACAUGCUCAAAACCAAAGUUCUAUCUUUUCCACCAUUCCGAAAUUCCUGGAAGAGGACACAACAGAAAUCAGUGAGAAAACAAUGGAUUUACUGGAUUGUGAAGAAGAAUCAGAUGAUGAAAAGCAGUUUUACAGUAGUCCUUCCAGCUUAUAUAGCCAAAGAAUCCAUUCAUCUGUUGGUAAAGCUGAUCAAGGCCACUUAGAAUUUGCAUCAAUGUUUGAUACUAUCCAUGCAAAAGACAGUACUGAAGAGAAAGAUAAAUUAUCAGUGGAACUAUAUUCCAUUCAGAAAAAUCUCCUUGCUGCAUGGCAGACAGGGAUUUCAAAAAAUACAGAAGAAAAGGAUACAUUGCUGAAUUACACAGUAAACUGCAUUAUCCAUUUUUUCAAUGUUCUUCAGUUUGUGAAAUGUUCUUUGCUAAACCAGGAUGCAUCUUUAAACAAGUCUGUGAAGGAUACUCACUGGAUGCAUUGUGUCAUAAAAUAUUUUCAGCAGUGUUUAACUGUCUUGUACUGGCAUUCAAGAGCCAGUGUGACUGGGCAUGUGGCAAAGCUGACAUUACAAACUUUAAAACUGAUGCUUAUACAGCAACAAGAUCAGUUAUUCUCAAAAAACCUUUUGGCAUGCUUCUGUCUUCUGAAAAUGGUUUCUCACACUCUAAGUAGCGUGUGCGUACUACAGUAUGAGAAUAUUUUUGCAUCUUCUCAGGGUAAUAGUCUUGUGGAACUUGACUCCCUCAGUGUGCCUUUUUUCCUAGUUCUUGAUGAAAGUACAACUCAGCAAUUCAGCUCACUGAAAUCUCUGCUUAGAGAGCCUCCUCAAACAGUAAACAAUGAUGCAAAACCAGAAAAAAGGUUGUUGGUACUAUGGCAGUUAUUGUAUAAGAAAUCGAUUUGGUAUCAGAUGCAGCUGAACAGAAAAGUGAACAAGAAUGCAGAAGAAGAAUCUGUUGUCUCAUCACUUUUAAGUCAUAUACAGGCGACCCUCCAGUCUUCAGGAGUGACCUUAGAACAACAUUUCAAGAUUAAUUCUGUAUCUGGUGAGGAGAAGUUUCUUUUAGGCUCAUACAAAGAAUCUGUGGAUAUUUGGAAAAGAUCUCUUUGUGAGAUCAAGGCAAAAGGAGGAAAAAGAACAUGUUUUCUUCAGAGUAGAUAUUAUCUUGCAAUACUGUUUUGCCACCUGUAUCAAUAUAACUUGUGUGAGGCUCAGGGACUCUGUGAUCAUCUGGUAGGAGAGAUUCUAAGGCGAUCACAUCUCUCAGUGAGUCAGAUGGAAAAAUUUUCGGGUAUGUUUAUAUUGGAUAAAAGUCAUGAACUAUGGAUGGUAACAGAUGUUCAUACUGAAACUGCUAUGGCUGUGAUUCAAUCCAUGGCACGAUUCAUGGCCUCUUACUUCACAAAUCAGCUGCUCUAUAUCUUUCCCCCACACAAUGUUGGCAUCCUUCAUCCGCUUCACACCAAACAAGACUUAUCUCCUCGUAUUAUUCCGCUGCAACACUGUUUGGUUGCCAGAGCUGUCAGGGACCAGAACCUUUCGUCUGUGUGGACAGCUGAAUAUGCUCUUGAUUUGUUCUUUAUUGGUGGACUCAUUCCAGAGGCUGUGUGGUUAACACACAGGCUUGGGGACUGGAAACUGUCUGUUUCAAUUGGUGUGGCCUACCAGCUGUAUUGUCAGAACUCUGAUGAAUUCUCAAGACUGAAAAACACAGAGCGUCACCUACCAUUAAGCUUAUCACCCAUGCAGACUUUUCAGGAAAAGUUACAAUCUUUGUUAGGACAGCCAGUUACUUCUGAAACAUCAGGAUGUGUUAAAUACAAGCAGUUUACAGAUCCCAUUGAAGAGGAAGAUGGAAAUGUUCUUCAUAGUUCAAUACAGGAACUACUGAAAGCAGCUGUUAUGGCAGAUGCUGAUAUUCUCUCGGAGACAUUUCAGCUUUUGAUGGAUUCUGCCAAGGAUCUUAGCAGAAAAUUGUAUGGUUUAGUUCCAGAUGGACUUUAUCUUCCAGCACCACCAUUAUACUGUCCUCAGCCAGCUUCUCUCAGUGAAGAAGACUGCAAUGACAUUCUUUUAAAAAUUGAGAGAGAAAGUCGUCAGAAAGUGUCAGGAGUUCUUCAGCGAAUUAUCUUACUCUUCCGGGCUGCUCGUUGUUCCUGCCCUGCAGCACAGUGGUAUAUUGCACAACUGAAGUGGGCAAGAAAAGUCAUGCAAAAAAUUCGAAUGAAAAGAUCUCUUCCUUUGCUGAGUCCAUUCCCAGAGACUUUGCUUCAUUACUCCAAUUUCCACACUAUUUUCUUUAGAUCUACAUCUUCUGGAGACCAUCAGUUUGAUGAUAUUACCUGUAAAAUUUUAGGUUGGUUCAGAGACCUCUGUGCAUUGUGUUGGAUGUUUCAUGUUCGUGACAGAUUAUCUGAGAACUGUAAGCGAUACCAAACUGCAAGGGAAAAUACUAACAAUCGUAAGGAUCUGAAGAAGAAUGAAUAUGAUGCCUCCACAGUUGAGCAUUGUCUGAAUGCAGUGGAGUGGGCUUGUCGAAUGCUUCCUUUCUCCAGGUUCAUGAACAUUGAAGAAUUAGUUCAAGAUGUAAUUUUGAGUCUGCUUGGAGAAUUGCCACCAGUGAAAAAGGUGGCAGAGAUUUUUGUAAAAGCAUUUCCUAAUCCUGAAGAUGUAAGAGUUCCACUAAGAGAUAAAUACCAUGGACUUCAGCAGCGACUCAGACACACUGUUGUUAAAGGUCCUGAAAAUGAAGAAAUUAUGUCUAUUAUUAUACAAGCUGCUGAAAAAGUGAGAAUGAAGGUCUUGAGAUGUGUAAUAAGGAACAUAGGCCCCAUAGAAAUUAAUAUUUGGGAGCCAGCAGAAGAGGGAACAGCAGAUGAUGAGGAACGCUGUUAUGACAGAUUCUCAUUAGGCACUAGCCUAAGCAGCAGCACACUUACUGAUCUUGGGAAUCCCCAGGUAUAUAGUGAUGCUGACACAGCAGGUACACUUUCUGAUGCUUUAUUUACUGAAGAUGUGAGAGCUCAAACACCUUCACUCCAAAGGGAUGAUGAACAUCAAAGACAGGGAGAAAUAGGUACCAAAAGUACCACACGUAAGAUAAAAGCUGUUAAUGGGAAAACAAAACAUAAAGACAAAAUACAUGGAAAAGACAUGCAUAAUCAAUGUAAUUUGCCUAUAGUUGGUGCAUGGGAAUUUGAACGUGAUGAUGAUGAGUAUGUGCAUUUUUUAGAACUCUUUCUGAGUUACAUUCUUGAGAGAGACCUGAUCAAGUACAGAGACCUUGGAAUUCCAUUUCUUACUAGCUUUUCUGGACUUCUUCAAGAGCAUGAAUUAAACUCUCUCCUCUUUGAUGUUCAGACAACACUAAAACGUCGACAAGGCAAAACUAGAAGCCAGAGUGUGUUUAGAGCAGGGUCUUGCUAUACUGUCGCGCUGGCAUCUUGUGAUCCUGAAACAGUGUCUGUCUACAGUGAAAAUCAAAAUAUUUUGGAAAAUCCAACCAUUGUACAGUCAGUUGUACAGACAACAGAACCAUCUGUGCGUAACCUGAUGAAAGGACUUAAUGAAGGAUUAUUUGGUUUAAAACACAAGUCAAUUUACAGAGCUCAGGGUGACAAUCAAGGAGUUGCUGUUGCACCAGCAGGCCAGCCCUUUCCUAACCACACUUUCUCUAGCCUGCAAAAUCAGGCAACUUCUAAAUACAUUUACAAAACUGUUGAUAGAAUUGAUAAUGUACCAGGAGAAGAACUAGCUAUAGAAUUAAUGGAUAAGUUGAGAAAUAUUGCAAAAUUGCUUGAGUGGAUGAUCAGAUGGUCUGAUAAAAGACUGUUCUGUGGUUCCAAUAAACAAGACUCCUUGGAAGAGACUGUCCCAAUGAUACAUGUGAAAACAUCAGCAGCUGCUGUCCUUACUUCUUUGUGGCUGUUAGAACAGCUAUACAGAGAUGGAUCUCAAGCAAAGAGCAUAAAAUUUAAG
Leptosomus discolor (cuckoo roller) is the source of this 5346-nucleotide messenger RNA. NCBI's taxonomy places the organism in Eukaryota, Metazoa, Chordata, Aves, Leptosomiformes, Leptosomidae. The record is from RefSeq and is a predicted model, not a curated record.